CCACAGCUACUACGCAGCCUCUUCACCAGCGAACAAAGAGACACAGAAAGCUCCCCACCCCAGUCGUGCCAGCAGCGCUACCACAGGGCGGCACUGGCACCCACUCUGAGGAUGUACCAAGAGUGCCUGCAGCUGCCAUCCGAGACAAUGAUUCACUG
This is a messenger RNA of Pelobates cultripes (western spadefoot toad), 158 nucleotides long. The record is from the annotation of a GenBank genome assembly. NCBI's taxonomy places the organism in Eukaryota, Metazoa, Chordata, Amphibia, Anura, Pelobatidae.